Halichondria panicea is the source of this 1605-nucleotide messenger RNA. RefSeq names its product glycerotoxin paralog 1-like. The record is from RefSeq and is a predicted model, not a curated record. The transcript is spliced from 5 exons. The coding region runs from base 807 to 1325 and encodes 172 amino acids. Lineage: Eukaryota; Metazoa; Porifera; Demospongiae; Suberitida; Halichondriidae.
UGAUAUUGACUUUCCUAGUGUGAUUUUGUUGGUGGCUUGUGAAAAUAAAACUGUUGUCAAAUUCAAUUCCUCAGCAAUAACACUCAAUAGUAUGGAAACGUAUCAGAUUGAAAGUGAUAAUGAUCUCACAGGAACAAGAAUAACUAGCUCCAAACCUUUGUCUGUGUUUAGUGGAUCUGAUUGCACUAAUGUUCCUCAAGGUAUACCCUACUGUGACCAUCCGACUGUGACAUGGGGAUCAAAAUUCCUCGUAGCAUCUCUCGAGGGUAGAUCUUCUGGUGAACGUAUUCGUGUUCUUAGUGCCCGAGCAGCAAGUGUAGCUGUGAACUGCAACACUGUUGUAUCAGUCAGUGAAUUCCAGUUACAGAAUGGAGGGAGCUUCAGAGAAUUUGUGAUCCCUAUUAACAGUUUCUGUAGCAUUGAAUCCACUUCUCCAGUACUGGUCGCACAGUAUGCAUAUGGUGGUGAAGGUGGCGUAGGAGACCCAUUCAUGAUGAUAAUCCCUCCAAUUGAGCAGUUUACAAAUAACUAUUUAGUCAAAUCGUUUUCUUUUAUCGUAUCCAACUAUGUCACCGUGUAUGUUUCUUCCCAGUUUUUUCAAAAUGCACAAAUAUUAUUAGACGAUUCCAUUGUUACUGACUGGAGAAAUGUUGUCUGUUCAAGUGGAGAGGUGUGUGGCCACAUAAGUAGAACGAGUGCAUGUGUCUACUGGAACUCAUUCUAUCCUCCAUCAAAACAGUUCAGCUGUUCUAGGUGUUUCAGUGUAUGGUUUCAGAUCAGUCAAUUCUUAUGGUUAUCCUGGAGGUAUGAGAUUAUCUCCCAUACAAUGCAACUGUGGUCAAAAUUCUAUUUGUUUGAAUAACAUGGGACAGUUCAACUGUAGCUGCUUGAAUGGAUUUGUGGCUUCAUUGUCUGAAACAGAUGAAGUUGUCUGUAACCGUAUAACCUGUCCUCCCUUGACUGCUCCUACCAAUGGCUCUGUGACAUACAGUUCUACUUCUGAUGAAAACGGCAACUAUACUUUCAAUGCCAUGGCUAACCACAGUUGUGACACUGGGUUUGUUUUGGUUGGUAACAACACAAGGACUUGCACUGGAGAUGGUAGCAGCACUACUGGUGUUUUUGAUGGAGAAGCAGCAAUUUGUGAACGUGUGGCAAUAACUGGUGCAUGGAUUGCUGCUCUAUCUGGAGGUGUGGUUGCUAUAGUGAUGGUACUGAUCUUACUGGUCGUCAUAUUUCUCUUAGUUGUCACUAUCACAAAGAAAAGAAGAAGCAAUGAAGUUCCAAUAGCUCCAGCUGGUCCAGUAUACGAGGAAGUUAUCUAGCAAUGACACCAAGAGCACAAGACAUUCAAGUGGAGUCUAAUGAAGCUUAUGGACAAACGGCAAAACGAAACAUUCAGUUGCAGUCAAAUCAGGCAUAUGGAGAAAUAAUUAUAAACACGAGUACCUAGGUUGAUAAAACUGAUCUGUGUUUGGUGCUCAAAUGUCAAUUACAGUUUGUUUUUAAAGUUAUUUUUGAAUGUGUCACUCUUUUAUGAUAUUAUAGCAGCUGCUAAACAAGCAACUUGUUACUAUCCUCAGGCACAUUAUUCAAUAGACAAUU